UAGCAUCACAUUAAUUUACUCACAUUUAUGUAAUUCCUCCUUUUGACGAAAGUUAUCGUAAAUGCUGGCAUAUUGCGUAUUUAUUUUUAAUUCUCCAUCGGAAUCCGAAUUAUUGUCGUCGAAUAAAGACAUUAUUAAUAGAAACAAAUAUACAACGCGUGCGUGAACACAACUGUUACAUACUUCCAGGAAACUAACCUAAUUUGGACGAAACGUGUUAAAAACACUUGCUUUACUUGUGAAUUGCAGACUGUACAAGAAUGGCCUGUAUUUUGAGCAAGGCUCCCAUUUUCUACCGAGCUGCUUUUCACAAGACUAUAAUUUUUGGAUCUGUAACUCAAGUCAACAGAAGACUAUAUAAUCAGCAUUUAACUAAUAAGACAAAUGCCUUUAUGGAACGAAAAUUCAGAUUCAAAGACAAUAUAAGUAAUGAUUACAAACUUGUAUACAGAGAGCAAAAAAUUGUCAAUGGUAUUAUGAUCAUUGGUCACACUGCUGGAUGGAUAGGUGCUAUUUAUGGUAUGUGUCUUAUGGGACUUGAAUUUCUCAUGGAUCCACCAAUGGAUAAAGGAGUAGAAUUUGAAGGGGGUGGCAUACUAAUGUCUCUAAGUAAACCGAAAAAAAUACUCUUGUUGCUCUGCUGUAUUGGCAUAUGUACUACGCUUAUACUAUGCAGUCGAAUAAUUCCUUUUAGAAUUUAUCAUAGUGCUACAGAGAAAUUGUACAAAGCUGUAUUCGUGCCCUCGAUAUCGUUCAAAAAACAAAUAGUAACAUUCGGCGAAUUUACUGCUGUACCAAUAUUCAAGCGUAGACAUGCGGGAGAUAUAUUGUUUAAAAUUAAUGGUCGUAUUGUUUUACUGGAUAUAGAAUGUUUUCCAGUACCAUUUAUGCGUGAACGAAUGAUUAUCAAAUCCACUUAAAAUUCUUUAUGUAUAUUUAAUUAUUAUUUAUAUUGUGUCUUAGUUUCUCUUAUUAUCCAUGAUAUUAUCCAGUUAGUCUUACACAUUGUAACAUUAGACAUUGUAAUAAAUAAAAUUUCUUCUACAGUA
Molecule: messenger RNA, 1049 nt
Organism: Nylanderia fulva
Lineage: Eukaryota; Metazoa; Arthropoda; Insecta; Hymenoptera; Formicidae
Source: RefSeq, a predicted model, not a curated record